Molecule: messenger RNA, 553 nt
Organism: Onychostoma macrolepis
Lineage: Eukaryota; Metazoa; Chordata; Actinopteri; Cypriniformes; Cyprinidae
Gene: cplx4b
Product: complexin 4b
Exons: 3
Coding region: 170-550 (126 amino acids)
Biological process (GO): regulation of neurotransmitter secretion; neurotransmitter transport; synaptic vesicle exocytosis
Cellular component (GO): SNARE complex; terminal bouton
Molecular function (GO): syntaxin binding
Source: RefSeq, a predicted model, not a curated record
CUGUCGCACAGAAAAGCCUCUCAUUGGAUUUACUCUGAUAGACCAAUCCUGAAGCUAAAGCUUGAUUCGGAAAAAAAGGGAAAGGAGUAGUGUAUCUUGUUUUUUGGAAGGAACAUCAGUUCUCAUUCAUUGUGAUCAGGCAGUUGAAGAAACAAGAACAACUAGCAAAAUGUCUCAUGAUGGAAUGUCCAGAGAAGAAUAUGAGGAGUAUCAGAAGCAGAUGGUGGAGGAAAAGAUGGAGAGAGAUGCAGAAUAUUCUACAAGAAAGGCAGAAAGGGCUUGUUUGAGGACUUGUUUAAGAGAAAAAUAUCGAAUUCCAAAGAGUGAACAGGACGAGAUUAUGAUCCAGCAGGCCGGAGAUGACAUUGACGUGCCAGAAGAACUGAUCAAGAUGGUGGAUGGAGAGGUGCCACAGGAGGAGGAAAAGGAGUCCAUCAUGGGUCAAAUGCAGAACCUUCAGAACAUGGAUAUGGAUCAGCUCAAAGAAAAGGCUCAGGCCACAUUUGUGGAGAUGAAAUCCAAGGCUGAGGAGAAGUGCACUCUUAUGUAAUGU